AAGAAAAUAUCAAACUCAUAACCCAAAUUCCAGAUCAACACUGGCCCAUGUUUGAAAUUCAUGCCAUAAUUCAUCAACCAACAAAUCAUUCAAACAUCUGCUGUCAAUUAAUACUAAACAAAACAACCCCAAAUUCAUCACAUGAAACCAGACCCAUCUGGAAAAUUCCCCAAUUAUGCCUCUCCCUCUGCAAACCUUUGUAACCUUUUUACUUGUCGUGAACCUCCUUCUAUCUCCACCACCCACCACCGCCGUUGACUUCCUCUUCAACUCCUUUAACGACACCACAAACCUCUUACUCCUCCGUGACGCCCGCAUCGAACCACCGGUCAUCCGCCUAUCCAACGACUCCAACCAAUGGUCCAUCGGCCGAGCCUUUUACUCAACCCCAAUCCAAAUCCUCAGACCAAACUCCAACAACCUCACCACCUUCUCAACCCAAUUCAUCUUCUCAAUCCUCCCCGAAAUCCCCUCCAGUCCCGGCUUCGGCAUCACCUUCGUCUUAUCCAACGUCACCGAGCCUCCGGGCGCCGUCGGCGGCCAGUACCUAGGCCUGUUCUCUAAUCCGGCCACCGGAGCUCCGGCACCGUUGAUUGCUGUGGAGUUUGACACUGGAACUAACAAUGAGUUUAAUGAGACGAAUGGGAAUCAUGUGGGUAUUGAUUUGAAUAAUAUUGAAUCGGUGGAAUAUGUUAGUGCUGGGUAUUUUAACUCUAAUGGGAGUUUUGUUCCGGUGGAGAUGCGAAAUGGGCAGAAUGUUCAUGUGUGGAUUGAGUUUGAUGGGUCUAGAUCGGAGAUUAAUGUUACUAUAGCCCCGGUUGGUGUUUCUAGACCGAUUAGACCGUUGCUAACCUUUUGGAAUCCGAUUAUUAGGAAUUAUGUGAGUCCCGAGAUGUAUGUUGGGUUUUCGGCUUCAAAAACUACUUGGGUUGAAGCACAGAGGGUGCUCGCGUGGAGUUUUAGCGAUACGGGUGUUGCGAGGGAUGUUAAUACUACGGGUUUACCGGUUUUCAGGGCUCUAGAGUCGAGUUCGGGGUUGUCUACGGGAGCGAAAGUGGGGAUAAUUUGUGGUUCUGUGGGGUUUUUUUUAUGCCUGCUAGGUGUUUGUUAUUAUGUCUGGCUGAAAAGAUAUGCUGGGAAUGAUGAGGUUGAGGUUGAGGAUUGGGAGGUGGAUUUCUGGCCUCAUCGGUACUCGUAUGAAGAGUUGAAAGCGGCGACGAAUGGGUUUUCGGAUGAUCAUGUGCUCGGGGCUGGUGGGUUUGGUAAAGUUUAUAAGGGAACAUUGAGUAAUGAAACGGAAGUGGCGGUGAAAUGUGUGAAUCAUGAUUCGAAGCAAGGGGUGAAGGAGUUCAUGGCGGAGAUUUCGAGUAUGGGUAGGCUUCAGCAUAAGAAUUUGGUUCAGAUGAGAGGUUGGUGUAGAAAAGGUAACGAGUUACUUCUUGUGUAUGAUUACAUGCCGAACGGGAGUUUAAACAAUUGGAUUUUCGACAAGCCGAAGAGCGUUUUGGGUUGGGCGGGGCGGAAGAGGGUGUUGGUUGACGUAGCGGAGGGUUUGAAUUAUUUACAUCACGGGUGGGAACAAGUGGUGGUGCAUAGAGAUAUCAAGUCGAGUAAUGUAUUGUUGGAUGUAGAAAUGCGAGGGCGGUUGGGUGAUUUUGGGUUAGCGAAGUUGUAUACGCAAGGUGAGGUACCGGGGACGACAAGAGUGGUGGGUACGCUCGGGUAUCUGGCACCCGAGCUAGCUAUGCUGGCAUCACCAACGACGGCUAGUGACGUUUAUAGCUUUGGAGUGGUGGUGUUAGAGGUGGCGUGUGGGCGGAAACCUAUUGAAACAUGGCAUGACAGGGAUGAGGAUAUGAUUUUGGUUGAUUUGGUCCGAGAGAAGUACGUAGAGGGAAAGCUAGUGGAGCUUGCGGAUAAGAGGAUUAAGGGGGAAUAUGACGUGGAGGAUAUGGAGGCGGUUUUGAAGCUCGGGUUAAGUUGUUGCCACCCUGAUCCACUACACAGGCCGACUAUGAGCGAGGUGGUGGCACUCUUGUUGGGUGAGGAUACCACCGUUACUCCACGAGUUAUGCUACAAGAGAGCAAGAAAGAGCCGUCACCAUAACCACCGCUCAUCACAGCUGCAACCACCAUCAUCGCCACUUCCAUUGUAACUAUAUUUUACCUUCGCUAUUGUGUUAUAUUAUACGUGUUGAUACAAGCAAUAUCGCAAGUAGGGCAAUCCUGAUAGUAUCUUUGUGUAUUAUAUCAAUAUAUAUCUUGAUUUAUUUUUUUUACAAUUUUGUAUUGUUUUCUUGCAAAAUUAUAGACAAGUCAAUUUCGAUCGUCUACCCAUAAA
Molecule: messenger RNA, 2341 nt
Organism: Helianthus annuus (common sunflower)
Lineage: Eukaryota; Viridiplantae; Streptophyta; Magnoliopsida; Asterales; Asteraceae
Product: L-type lectin-domain containing receptor kinase S.1
Exons: 1
Coding region: 176-2107 (643 amino acids)
Biological process (GO): protein phosphorylation
Cellular component (GO): plasma membrane
Molecular function (GO): carbohydrate binding; ATP binding; protein kinase activity
Source: RefSeq, a predicted model, not a curated record